This is a messenger RNA of Lingula anatina, 2709 nucleotides long. Its product is annotated as TAF6-like RNA polymerase II p300/CBP-associated factor-associated factor 65 kDa subunit 6L. Gene Ontology annotation, molecular function: RNA polymerase II general transcription initiation factor activity; transcription coactivator activity; protein heterodimerization activity. The record is from RefSeq and is a predicted model, not a curated record. NCBI's taxonomy places the organism in Eukaryota, Metazoa, Brachiopoda, Lingulata, Lingulida, Lingulidae. Gene Ontology annotation, biological process: RNA polymerase II preinitiation complex assembly; transcription initiation at RNA polymerase II promoter. Gene Ontology annotation, cellular component: transcription factor TFIID complex; SAGA complex; SLIK (SAGA-like) complex.
GAUGAUGUCAACAAAAAUGGCCGCCUCCAUGAGAUGAUCAAUUGGCCGUGUUAAAAAUGUAUUUUAUUCAAUUAGUGGAUCACAUGGAGUGUAUUUGUAUUGCAUAGUCAGCGAUGAAAAUUGUAAUAUGGAAGAGAAACGAUAUGCAAUCAUCUCCAGGGAAUCCAUACGCCUGUUUGCGGAGGCAGAGGGCCAUUCUGAAGUGACCGAGAGUGUUGCCGCUCUCCUUGCUGAAGAUGCUACAUACCGACUGAGAGAAGCGGUGCAGAGUAGCUGUCAGUACAUGAGACACAGCAAAAGGAGGCGACUGACCACUGAAGAUUUCAACAAGGCACUAAGUGCAAGUGAUGUGGAGAUCAUAUAUGGACAAGGAUCUGGGGAACCAUCCACAUUUCGACAGACUGCAGGAGGCGAGCUCCAUUUUGUGGAAGACAGGGAGGUCAAUCUGGCUGGAAUGGCUCUGGGAGGAUGUGGGCCCCAAAAUCCAGGCUCCACAUCCAUUAAAACUCAUUGGCUUGCCGUUGAAGGCACCCAUAAAGGAGCACCAACCUCUGGAGGCAAACAGAAUGGCAAAGUGAACAAAGGAAUAAGUGCCGAUUUACAAACCUACUAUGAUAACAUGACCAUGGCCAUUUUGGGGAAUGAUGAUGAACUCAUGAGGAUUGCUUUGGAGGAUCUAAGGACCAAUGCCAGAAUUUUACCUUUGAUGCCAUAUUUGGUGAACUUCAUAUCUCAGGGGGUAAGGACUGUAAGUCAUGAUGUUUCGCAGCUGACGAAAUUACUCCAUACAGUCAAGGCUGUAAUCAGCAAUCCCUCCCUCUUCUUGGAACCAAGACCAUAUCUAAACCAUUUAGUACAGGGUAUAAUGUACUGUUUACUGGAACCACUCGCUGCGUCUAUCAAUCCAUUAAAUGACCACUGGGCACUGAGAGACUAUGCUGCCAGGUUACUAGCUCAGGUCUUAAACAAAUGGUCUUCACAAGUGAAUCAGUUGGCCCAGAAGAACAUAAAAAUAUUGAAUGAGGUUUUGGUGGACCUCACCAAACCACCCUGUUCACAUUAUGGGACUGUGAUGGGCAUGGCAUCUCUGGGAACUGCCGUAACAGAACAAUAUAUUCUUCCAAAUCUUCCCAUUCUCAUGAAACACCUUGAAAAUAUAUUGAAUAAUAAUACAUUUGGAAAUGCGCAAUUAAAGGCAGAUGCAUCCAAAGUGGUUGGUGCUUUAUUGACUGCCUCAGAAUCAGUGCUGCGGUUUAGAAUAUACAGUUAUGCGAAUGGAGAUGAGCCAUCAAAACAAUGUGGCAGUAACAUACGAUCAAAAAGAAGACCAGCCCCUUUACGAAUAGACAUCCCAAAGGUGAUAUCAGUUUCUCAGGAUCUUAACUCAGAUUCUAAACAAAAGGUGAAAUCAGAAACCAAGACAGAUUCCCAGGACAUGAAGCCCAUGCUGAACGAUGAACUUCCUGGAGAAUUAUUUAAGCAAGUAGAGACAAAACCAACCAGGAUGGUUUACAAAUCUUACAAGGAAUUGUACGAGAAACUGUACUGUUUCUUUGGUGACUGUUUAUCUACACGGCUUCCAGUGGCCCAAAUAGAGUUGGACCAAAUGCCAAAGAAAACUGACAAUUUAGUGAGUUUGGCUGAUUCUGACAGCUUAAAGAGUGGAGAAGAUCUGCUGGCAGUAUUCUUGAACACUGCUGAUAAAAUGGAAGCUGACAGUGAACACACCAGUGAUAAAACACGAUUAGACGAAAUCGAUAUUGAUGGCGAUGUGAAAUCAGAGCCUUCUGAGCCAUCAGAUAAGUCUGAUGAGAACCUGUUGUUUUUGGGAGAGGACACCAGCAAUGUUGAUUUGACAGUCAAAAGCACUAAUGACUCUUCAAAAGGAAUCAAGUUGAUCAUUUCAAAGAGACCAAAGCGUAAACAUGAAAGUAAAGAAAGAAAAAGUGAUAAGUAUAGAUCUGAUUCUAAAGAGCCAAAACACAAAAGAAGAAAACAGAAUGUACAGAGUAGCAAGGAAGAACAAAUGUUUGAAAAAACAGUUCUCAGGAAAAGAGAAGGAAAGUUUGUUUUUAAUAUACGUGGACUCUCAGCUGUUGCAGUUUUAGAUCCUGCAAAGAAAUUUAGCAUAGAUUCAGAUAAUAUGUCUUACAAAACCCCAGUGUAUAAACAGAAUUUAUGUAUGCCAGUACAUGGAAAAAUGUGGUGGAGCAGAAGACCAACAAAGAUUCUGAAAUCUAAUGCCCCCAAAAAUUACAGUACAUUACUAUGUAUAAUAUAGCCAUUCAGAUUUAUUCUUCACUACUAACAUUAUAGUGGUGAAUAUCACAAGUUAAUUUUACUGUACUUAAUCUGGCAUGUGUUUCUGAUGUGCACAUUCAUUUUGUGAUCAUGCUAGCAUCUUGUGAAUUUCUGAAGAUUCGCCAAAACUGCAAUUGAUAUUAUAUAUUUUUCUGGAUCAUAAAAUACUAAAUAUUUAACUUAUUUUUGAGGUUAGUCAUAAUUUUAUUAAAUUCUAUACACAAAUGCAUGCUAUUAAAACCAUUAUAAUUAUUAUUGUCCAGCCAGAUGUAGCUUCAGUUUCUGAGCUUCAUUAUUGACCAAAGAACAGGUACAGCAGAUAUUUAAUCAUGUAGUCAAUUUAUUAAAAACUGCGUCCACUUGUAAUGAAAUAAAGUUGUAUAAACUAUAGUAAAUAGUGUUGUCAUA